Messenger RNA from Penicilliopsis zonata CBS 506.65, 2054 nucleotides. RefSeq lists its product as hypothetical. The record is from RefSeq and is a predicted model, not a curated record. Gene Ontology annotation, molecular function: succinate-semialdehyde dehydrogenase (NAD+) activity. The transcript has 6 exons. The coding region runs from base 219 to 1817 and encodes 532 amino acids. Gene Ontology annotation, biological process: GABA catabolic process. NCBI's taxonomy places the organism in Eukaryota, Fungi, Ascomycota, Eurotiomycetes, Eurotiales, Aspergillaceae.
UCUCUAUAUCCAGUCGAACAUCUCCUCUCUAUAUCUAGUUCCUACCUACUACAUAUUACAUAGACCUUGCCUUUCAAUACUCGACGUUAUCGCCCUGACGUAACGCCCGGAACCUGUUAUCUGACCCCAGCGAUCGGUAACCACGGCCAAUCUCCAUCCCUCGGGAUAUAAAAGCUACCCCUCUGUGCAUUUUUGUCUGUGGUUGUCUGAGUGCAACGAUGCAAAGCCUUCUCCGUCCCGUGGCUCGCCAGUUGUCAAGACCCAGGCCAAGGUAUCCGUUCAAGAUUCCUGCGACGAUUUACGCUCAGAGAUUAUAUACGAUGGGGCAUACGGUUCCUCCGCUCAAAGAUAGCUCGCUGUUUAUCGAGAAGGCGUUUGUGAAUGGCGAAUUCGUCACGGCCCAGUCAGGCGAGACGUUUGAAGUGCACGACCCCGCCUCUGGCAAGCUGAUUGGAACAUGUCCCGAGUUCACGGCUGCGGACACGGAAAAGGCCAUCCAGGCCGCCAAGGAGGCUCUCCCCGAGUUCCGCAGGACGCUGGGACGGGAGCGUGCCCGGAUGCUGCGCCGGUGGUAUCAGUUGAUGGUUGACAAUGCGGAAGACCUGGCGACGCUGAUCACAUGGGAGAACGGCAAGCCGCUGGCCGAUGCGAAGGGGGAGGUGACGUAUGCGGCCAAUUUCUUCGAGUGGUUCAGCGAGGAGGCCCCGCGGGUGUACGGCGACACGAUCCCGUCCUCGGUGGCGGGCAACCGGGUGAUGACCAUCAAGGAGCCCGUGGGAGUGUGCGGCUUGAUCACACCGUGGAACUUUCCCGCAGCGAUGAUCACCCGCAAGGUCGCCCCGGCCCUGGCUGCGGGUUGCACAGUGGUGGUCAAGUCGCCCGGCGAGACCCCCUUUACGGCCAACGCGCUGGCCGAGCUGGCGCGGCGCGCGGGCAUCCCCAAGGGAGUGGUCAACAUUGUGACGGCGUCGAAGAACGUGGCCGAGGUGGGCGAGGCCAUCACCACGCACGAGGACGUGCGCAAGGUCUCGUUCACGGGCUCGACCAACGUCGGCCGCCUGCUCAUGAAACAGGCCGCCUCGACCAUCAAAAAGGUCUCGUGGGAGCUGGGCGGGAACGCCCCCUUCAUCGUCUUUGAUGAUGUCGACGAUCUGGACGCCGCCGUCGCGGGCGCCAUUGCGUCCAAAUUCCGCAGCUCGGGCCAGACCUGUGUGUGCGCGAAUCGCAUCUACGUGCAGCGCGGCGUGUAUGACGAGUUCGCCGCUCGCUUCGUCGAAAAGGUCAAAGAGUUCAAGCUCGGCGCCGGGUUCACCGAGGGAAUCACCCAUGGGCCCGUAAUCCAUUCCCGCGCCGUGGAUAAAGUCCACAGCCAUGUGCAGGAUGCGGCGAGCAAGGGUGCCGCCGUCGCCGUCGGCGGCAACAAGGCCCCGCAUCUCGGAGCCAACUUCUACGAGCCCACCGUGCUGACAGGCAUGACGCGCGACAUGCAGCUGGCCUCGGAGGAGACCUUUGGGCCCGUCGCGGGCCUGUUCCCCUUUGACACGGAGAAGGAGGUCGUCGAGCUCGCCAAUGCCGCCGAGGUCGGGCUGGCGGGAUACUUCUUCAGCGGCAACAUCCGCCGCAUCUUCCGUGUCGCCGAAGCGUUGGAGGUCGGCAUGGUUGGCGUCAACACGGGUCUCAUCAGUGACGUCGCAUCUCCGUUUGGCGGCGUCAAGCAGAGCGGAUUCGGCCGGGAAGGCAGCAAGUAUGGUAUCGACGAGUUCUUGACGAUCAAGACGGUGACAUUUGGGGGGAUGAAUGAUCCUCUGCAGUCAUAAGAGACAAGACAAUAGACUAGUUACUGGUAAAAAAAUUCGUCGCAACUGCCGGCUUCAAGCCAACUUCCUUCUCAAACGCCUCCAGAUCAUACCGCAUACGAAGCCAGUUACUCAGAUUCUUGCCAUUUGGAGGAGCGUAUUUGGCCGGGUUGAAUCCCGCCGGCUGCUCAUACAGGAAGAAGACGUAGCGGUGCGGACCACUGCCAGGCGGGGGGGCAGGACCGAUAUAAUUCGCCA